ACAAUUCUAAAAUGUCGCAGGAUGUAUAUGUCGUUGGUGGACACAUUAGCAGCACUGUUAAAGACAAAGGAAAUAUAUUUUCAGUUCCUUCCAACCAAUAUGCUGAGUUCAACAUGUUCUUGGAUCCUUUAGCAGCCAGGAUAGUGUUUGAAUCAGAAGUUAAUGUCACACUCAUUCCACUCAAUACCCAGCGCAAAUCAAGUUCGUUUUCAGCCUUUAUAGGCGAGUUGCGUAGGACACAAAGAACACCAGAGGCUGUGUUUUCCGAACGUCUGCUGUCACGGCUAUACCAUUUAAAGCAAUCUCAUAGCAUGUAUCAGCAUAUGGGCACGUUCUUGGGAGAAAUUCUAGGCGCAGUUGUCUUGGGUGAUAGCUAUUCAGGUCUUGAUCCAAAAUUUGAGGAGAAGCUCAUUAAAGUCUUGGCUGAUGGUAAUGAAUGGAGUGAUGGAAAAGUUGUGGUGGAUGAAAAAGAUGGAAAAUUAGUGAGAAUUUUAACGACUGUGGAUGCCAAAGCUUACUAUAAAUUGUAUGCAAACAAGCUUGGCCAUGAGGAACAGUCAGCUAAGAUAGGGAGUUUUGAGGAACAACGGAGAAGAUGGAGUCAUCCUCAGUUUAAAUUAGAGAUCAUUACUUCACUGUUUACUAAGUGAAAUUUAAACAUAACUUCAUCUCAAUAAUUAACGUGAAAACUUAAACAAAUUUCAAUCUAGUUUUUACAUCAAUUGUUUCUUGAUUGCUACCCUUCAACUUUGAGUAAUGAAGAAAAAAGAAAGAAAGGCGUCUUCAAAGAGUAA
Messenger RNA from Vigna umbellata (rice bean), 794 nucleotides. The record is from RefSeq and is a predicted model, not a curated record. NCBI's taxonomy places the organism in Eukaryota, Viridiplantae, Streptophyta, Magnoliopsida, Fabales, Fabaceae.